Messenger RNA from Oryza sativa Japonica Group (Japanese rice), 1094 nucleotides. Its product is annotated as ER membrane protein complex subunit 7 homolog. Gene Ontology annotation, cellular component: EMC complex. Lineage: Eukaryota; Viridiplantae; Streptophyta; Magnoliopsida; Poales; Poaceae. The record is from RefSeq and is a predicted model, not a curated record. Gene Ontology annotation, molecular function: carbohydrate binding.
ACAAGCCGCAGGAAAGCCCGCGACGAGAAUACCAAACCAAAUCCACCAAGUCCAAGGGGAUCUCUCUCUCGCCUCGCCUCGCCUCGCCUCGUCUAGUUGAGCAGCCGCGACGAGCACGGCGGCGACGACGACCUCCGCCGCGACGAUGGCCGCGCGCCUCCUCCUCCUCGUACUUUUCGCCGUCGUGGCAGCGCGCGUAGGCGCAGCGGCGGCCUAUCAGCCCGGAUCUGCUGAGGGGCACACGAUCGCGGGCCGCAUCAAGAUCGAUGCUGCAAGUGCAAUUGCAAAGGGCUUUGGUCUUCCAGCCAAGACAUCAAACACAAAAGUGAUACUUAACGGUGGUCAGAGGGUUACAUUUGCCAGGCCAGAUGGCUACUUUGCAUUCCACAAUGUGCCAGCUGGUACUCAUUUAAUUGAGGUCUCCUCAUUGGGCUACUUAUUUUCACCAGUUCGGGUAGACAUCAGUGCCAGGAAUCCUGGGCACAUUCAAGCAGCAUUGACUGAAAACAGAAGAGUUCUAAAUGAGCUUGUGUUGGAACCUCUCAGAGAAGAGCAAUACUACGAGAAAAGGGAGCCUUUCUCCAUUAUGUCACUUUUGAAGAGCCCUAUGGGUAUGAUGCUUGGUUUUAUGGUCAUAAUGGUCUUCGUUAUGCCCAAAAUGAUGGAGAACAUAGAUCCCGAGGAGAUAAAGCAAGCUCAAGAACAAAUGAGGAACUCCCCUGUUCCAUCCUUCUCUGGCCUAUUAGCAAGAGCAAACAGCUAGACAUACUACACGGGGAUACUGCAUGGUUUAAGUUAAGUUUAUGAUGGGAUGAAGAGCAGUACUGAACACCACACUUGAAUAGAAUCUUUCCCUAGCACAAGGUGGAAACUCUUUCUCCAUUUUUAUUGUACUUUAAGAUGUAAUAGGUUUGUGGGGGUAGAACCUUCUGAAUCUAACUGAAGUAGCGAUGCAUUAUUGAAUUAUUAUAGCCCAGACUGAGUUAAGUGUGUUGAAUUUUGGAUGUUCGUAUAUUUCACGCCUUGUUGAAUCAACUAUAGCUAUACUCAUACUUGAUGUUGACCUGCUAUUAGUCACAUGACGUUAUGAUGUA